GGCACCCGCCCGCCUCGGCACCUGCCCGAUAGCACGACAGAGAGCAGCGCGCUUCGCCGUGCCCGCAGCCCGCCGGCCGAGCAUCGCUUCAGGCCCCGCUGCAGCGCCAGCGCACGGGCAGGGAGCGGUCCUACCCCGACGCCAGGUGCCAGACUCACAGAAUCAUAGAAUGGCUUGGGCUGGAAAAGACCUCAAGGAUCAUAGAGUUCCAACUCCCUUGACACAGGCACAGUUGCCAGCUGCUAGAUCAGGUACUAGAUCAGGUACCAUCCGUACUGACUUAAAACUCCUGUGGGGAUGGGGCAUCCACAACCUCUCUGAGCAACCUGUUCCAGCACCUCACUACUCUCUCAGUAAGAAACUUCCACCUGACGUGUAAUUUAAUCUCCCCUCCUUUAGUUUAAAACCAUUCCCCCGCCCUUUAACUAUCUAUCUCUGUAAAAAGUUGAUUUCCCUCAUGUUUAUAAACUCCUUUUAGGUACUGGAAGGAUGCAAGGUACUGGAAGGAGACUGUGGUCUCCUCACAGCUUUCUUUUCUCCAAGCUGAACAAGCACUUUUCCUUCAGUCUGUCUUCAUAGGGGAGGUGCUCCAGUCCUUAAACCAUCUUCAUGGCCCUCCUCUGGACCCUAUCCAAGAGCUUCAUAUCUUUCCUGUGUUGGGGGCCCCAAAAUGGGAUGUAGUACUCCAGAUGAGGCCUCACAAGGGCAGAGUAGAGGGGGACAAUCACCUCCCUCUCCCUGCUGGCCACCACUUUUCUGAUGGAACUCAGGAUACCAUUGGCUUUCUGAAUUGCAAGCGCACACUGUUGGCUCAUGUUCAGUUUUUCAUCUACUAGGACCCCUCAGUUCCUCUCAGCAGGGCUAUUCUCAUGGAGUAAUUCUCCCAGUCUCUACACAAAUCUGGGAUUACUCUGACCAAAGUGCAAAACCUUGCACUUCGCUUUCUUGAGCUUCAUUAGGUUCACAAUGGCUCACCCUUUGAGUUUAUCAAGGCCCCUCUGCAUAGCAUUUCUUUCUUCUGUUGUAUCAACCGCACCUGUCAGUGUAGUGUCAUCAACAAAUUUGCUGAGGGUGCACUCAAUCCCAUCAUCUCUGUCAUUGGUAAAGAUGUCAUGGCUAUUUCCUAGUUCCUCCUCAUUUAGGUGAGGAGGAUACUAAAAAUGGGGAUUACAAAAGAGGAACAAAGCAGGAUACAUUUCUUUGUCCAAAAUGAGUUAAACCAGAAAGAAAAAAAAAAAAAGGAACACGCUGUUCCCCUAACAUUGUUGCUACAUCCAUCUCAGAGUCACACAGCUUAAAGUAUUUGACCUCAACAUUACCCCAAGGACCAGACCUUUACCUUUCCUUCAGACCCUUAUCCCAGGUCUCAGAUCUGCUGACUUGUCAGAGGAAGUGCCAUAUAACCUAUGGAACGUCUGCUCUUGGUUUCUUCCAAAUGAUACGUUACUGUUGUGUUUUGGGUUUUGUGUUUGUUUGGUUUUGUUUUUCCUUCAAGAAAAUAUCCUUUGUUUUCAUUUUUAUUUCAUGACUCAAUCUCUGCUUUUGUGUCCUUAUUAAUAAAAUAUUGAAACAUCAAAAAAUAAAACCUUGUUAGACUGAGCAGCAAGGUCAGGUUCCUGUUGUGUACAGCUCCAUUUAUACCUCUGCUGCAUUACAUUUUCAACUAUCUUAUCAUCUCUUGAAUGAAGGAAUCAUACACUUAUCUGCAUUCUAAGGUCUCUUCUUCCUGGCAUUUGCUUUCCUACUGUAAAAAACGGUAAAUAAUUUUAAUCACAAUUAAUUUAUUUACUAUUGAUUUAUUAAUUCCUUGACUUUGGAAAGUGUAGCCUGAACAACUAAAUUAAUAUUUUUAGAGAUUGUGAGGAAGCAGCCAAAUAUCACUAAACAAUUAAAUUUAACAGCUUACAGAUCCUGAGACCUUACACAUAGCUUCAUUUUACUUUCUUUGUGCAUUUAAUACUUACGGCUCUGCCCUUGAUACCUGGCCUGCCAACUAAGACUGGGAUAAAAUUCGUCCAUGAAGUACCUGAUGUAACUAGUCUUUCAAUGGUGGCACACAUAAAGACAAACAGACACACACUUCUGUUGUAUUAUUUUAUUGGUAUUUACAUUCCCAGCAGAACACAAUCAACCCCAGUUGCCUCAAGAAUAAAAAAUAAUGAAAAUGAAAAAUGAGUCAAGUCUUCUUCUUUAAAGUAGCUUUUGGCCUGGAGAGGUGCUGAUAUCAGGAAGGAGUAAUGAAGAAAUCUUCAGGGAAAUGAUUGCACCUGGUCCUCACCCUGUGUGCUGUCUUCAGAAGGCACUACCAGUCACAGUAUUUGCAACCUACAAGUAGUACUUGCUAAUACCUAAUACAAUACCAGAGGCAAAUGUGGGCUUUGUGAGGUGUGUGCAGCUUGCAGGCAGCUCAGUUACAGGCUGCACCUGCCUGUAAACUGUGCAACAGGAGGGACCACAGAGGUCCAGUGCAUGCUGGAUCGCUCCAGGUUCCUUGGCUGAGGGAGAAAAGAAACAGGCAGGAGCUUAUAUGGUCAGUAUCAUCACAUAACCAUCUGUUCCUGACCCAUCCUCCAGUUGCUGCGCUCACCUGGGCUAACCCAAAGCCCAAGAUAAUCCAAGCAGGAAACCCCUAUGCCACUGAUGCAUGUUACAAACCUAUUAUGGAGUCUUCAUAGGCCUGAUGAAAACUACUAAAAACCAUUCCUGUCUGUCUCUCCGCUUCCCCUCAUAAGGGAGCCACAGGCCAAGAUUAAGAAUCCUCUCAGUCUUCUACUCCCAAGGUUGAACAAAGGCAUCCCAGCUGCCCCUCACAUGUCUUCCCUUCCAGACCCUUAGACAUCUCUGCAGUCUUCCUUUCUGCACUUUCUUAAAAGUUUUAUGUCAUUUUUGUACUGUGGUGCCCAAAACUGCACACAGUACUCAAGAUGAAGCUGCACCAGUGCAGUGUAGAGCAGAACAAUCCCUUCCCUUGUCUGGCAGGCAGUGCUGAACCUGAUGCACUCUAGGGUACAGUUCACCUUGCUUACUGCCUAGGCACACUGUUGAUUUAUGCGCAGUUUGCUGUUGAUGAAGACCCCUAAAUCUUUUUCAGUAGGGCUGCUCUACAGCAGUCAUCUCAUCUCCCAGUCUGUAUGUACAGCCAGGGUUACUCCUCCCAAGGUGCAGAAUCCAGCACUUUCUGCUGUUGAACUUCAUGCAUUUGGAGAUUGUCCAGCUUUUGAAUUUGUCUACAUCUCUCUGCAAGGCCUCUCCACCCUUGACAGAGUCAACAGCUCCUCCCAGUUUAGAAUCAUCAGCAAACUUGCUCAAAACACCUUCUAGUCCUACAUUCAGUUCCUUUAAGAAAGCACCAAAGAAAAUGGAAAUGUAAAAUGAAAUCCUGGGGUACCCUGUUAGUGACUGGUUGCCAGCCUGAUGUUAUCCCUUUUACUAUAAUCCUUGGGCUUGACCCAUCAGCCAAUUGUUCACUCAUUGCAUUAUGUUUUUAUCUAGCCAUAUGUUGGACAUUUUGUUCAGAAGGAUACUGUGAGAAACAGUAUUGAAAGCUUUACUGAAUUCUAAAAGACAACAUCAACUGAAUUCUCUUGGUCAAUUAGGUGGGUGAUCUUGCCAUAAAAGGAAAUUAAGUUACUUAACCAGAACUUUCCCUCCUGAACCCAUGUUGACUACGACCAAUGACCACAUUUUCCUUCAAGUGUUUUUAAGUAACUCCCAUCAUAAUUUUCUCCAUAAUUUUACCAGGCACUGAAGUGAGACUGACAUGCCUGUAAUUACCAGGGUCUUCCUUCUUGCCCUUCUCUCUCCUCUGAUGGUACCACUGAUGUCACCUCCCUCCAGCUGUGAUGCAGGCAGGCACUCUGGCAACUCAAAUUCCACUCAGCAGUGAACCAGCCCCAGAUUUUUGAUGACCUCCGGUUCAGCAGCAAGGUACAAGGAUCUUUGUGCUGUUGUCAUUGACACAGGGAUGGGCCACACCAGGAGUGGGCUGGCCGGGGAUGAGAGGCCACGAUCAGUGGCACCCAGCAAGGACAAGGAUGGCUCCAUUCUCACUCAUGGUGUGGUCACUGACUGGGACAGGCUGGAAGAGCUGUGGCAUCGCAUAUUCUACCACGAGCUGGCUGUGUGCCCUGAAGAGCUGGCUGUGCUGGCCACUGAUGCCCCACUGUCCCCUAUCAUCAACCGUGAGAAGAUGGCCGAGCUCCUCUUUGAGGGCUUUGGUGUGCCAGCUGUGCUUGUGAUGCCCCGCCCUGUGCUUGCUACCUACUCCUAUGGCUGUACCACUGGUGUGGUGCUGGGCUCUGGUGCUGGCACAUCUUAUGUGGUGGCAGUACAGGAUGGCUAUGUGCUGCCCCACGCCUCCUUUCGCCUGGACUUGGCUGGGAAUGAUCUCACAGCCUAUCUGAGCCAGAUGCUGGCAGCGCGCAGAGUGCAACUGCCAGCAGAGACACUCCAGCAUCUGAAGGAGAAGUGCUGCUGUUGCCACACACCUGGUGCCCACCGUGAGCCCAUGGGGCCCAUCCUUCCAGAUGAGUACUCCCGCUGUGCUGAGGCCCUCUUCACUCCUGAGGCCCUGGGGGUGCCAGGCCCGGGACUACUGGAGAUGGCAGCCCGCUCCCUGCACUUGAGUGAAGCCCAAGCUGGCAACCCCCCACUGCUGCUGGCUGGGGGCACCACACUGCUGUGUGGCUUUGAUCAGCGUGUGGCUCAGGGCCUGGGCAGGGGGCACCCUGCUGCUGCGCCCAGCCGCCAUGUUGCUGCCUGGCUAGGAGGCUCCAUUGCUGCUUCCCUUGAUGCCUUCCAGGGCUCAUGGCUUCCGCGGGAUAUCUACAUUGAGAAUGGCCCCAGUGCUGUGCACCGGCACUGCUUCUGACCCCACUAAAGAGCUGCAGGGGGUAGCAUGCAACUACCUCAUCUGCUUGAAAAUUUUUAUCAAAAAAAAGUAAUAAAUAAAUCCGAGCUCUGUA
This is a messenger RNA of Gallus gallus (chicken), 4964 nucleotides long. RefSeq lists its product as uncharacterized. The record is from RefSeq and is a predicted model, not a curated record. The transcript has 2 exons. Bases 3905 to 4870 code for a protein of 321 amino acids. Lineage: Eukaryota; Metazoa; Chordata; Aves; Galliformes; Phasianidae.